Tripterygium wilfordii is the source of this 1945-nucleotide messenger RNA. RefSeq names its product putative HVA22-like protein g. The transcript is spliced from 7 exons. NCBI's taxonomy places the organism in Eukaryota, Viridiplantae, Streptophyta, Magnoliopsida, Celastrales, Celastraceae. The record is from RefSeq and is a predicted model, not a curated record. The coding region runs from base 457 to 1212 and encodes 251 amino acids.
UUCCCUCCGCGCGGUUGCGUAUAAAAUAUUGAGAGAAGCGUUCAUGGCAAGAAAUCCCCCUUCAUUUUCCUUUGAUUUUCUUUUUUCUCUUCCCUGUUAAGAUACACUCAUUAUAUAUCUAUAUAUAUGUAUAGAGAGAGACGAAGAUUAACUACUCGCGUUGUUAAAACUGCAAUUUGACUUUGUUUUCUGUUGUCCCCUGAUCUCAAGUUUUUCUGCGCAACUGUUCAUUCCCUCGAACUCUCUCACAGAUCCUUCCCUUGGCAAAGCUGUAAACCGCAUUUCUGGAACUCUCGCAUCUUUUGAUCUUCUGAAUUUUACUUCCUGCGAUUGAUUGAUUUCUUAUUCGAGUUCAAUUUUUGAAUUCAUCAAAAGCAAGUUUCUUCGAGUCCCUGAAUUCUAUCUUUGCUCGACAAACAGAAUUUUUCGACUGGUGUUGAUAAAUAGGGAUUGAAGAUGUUGGGAGAUUUUAUCACCAGAACUCUCAUAUUGCUUCUUGGAUAUGGAUAUCCGGCAUUUGAGUGCUUCAAGGCGAUGGAGGUCAACAGGGUACAGAUUGAAGAGCUCAGGUUCUGGUGUCAAUACUGGACCAUUGUAGCAGUUCUUACAAUUUGCGAGAGGAUAGGGGAUACAUUUAUCUCAUGGAUGCCCAUGUAUGGGGAGAUAAAACUGGCAUUCUUCAUAUACUUAUGGUAUCCACAAUUCAAGGGGACUGGCUAUGUCUACGAUAAGUUGUUGCGGCCUUACAUAACAAAUAAUGAAUCAGACCUGGAAAGGAAGUUGCAGAACUUGAGGGCAAGAGCAUGGGACUUUGCUAUCUAUUACUGGAAUAACUGCACGGAUUUGGGUCAGACGAAAUUCUUCGAAAUGCUUCAGUUUCUGGCAAAUCAAUCAGGGAAUUCCAGCAUUACUGGCAUUGAGAAUGCUGACCAGUACUUUCCAAGUGCGCCGCCACUGCCUCCAGACGCAUCAAGCAAGCAAUCAAGCAAGAAGAAGAAGUCUUCAGGUAGCACUAACUACCGUGCCAUAUCAGAAUCACCAAAAUCCAAUCUUGUGCAAGUUAAGCUUCACAACCAAACAGAGUAUCUACAAGAAGUGAAUCCAUCCAUCCCGGAAUCGCCUACCGGACUCAAUUCAAGCGGGAGCGAAACCUAUGCCAAUGACAAUCUCAAGCACCGGCUAUGGCGCUUCAGACCAUUUCAGUGGAAUUAACAAAUUGUACAAAAACCACCAGACCAACCCAACAAAGGGAAACAAAAAUUACGUUCAUUUAAUUGCUUAAUUCUCCUUGUAAUGUAAUGAAUCUAUGUUCAUCCCUUAUUGGUGUGUAUAGAAACCAAGGAAGAAAAGAAAAGAAAAGAAACCAAAUUGAAACAUGAUUAGAUCACUAUAAACUGUUAUCUGUUGAUUAGCCGGAAGAUGCAAUCGAAAGCGCGGGCGAUGCCCGGAAUGACUUGGCAAUUGAUGAAAUUGAAGAAGUCGGAGACGAGGUUCCGAGGCGAGGAGAACCGGAGCCAGAGGCGGCGGAGGAAAUGAGGGGCAGAGGCAUCCGGGGAAGAGGACAUGGGCUGGAGAUAUGCCCAGGCUGCAUGCUUGACGAGGCGGUUGCGGAUGGAGAUCUCGUAGAGGGAGGAGGCCGCGGCGGUGGCGUUGGGGGAGUUGAUUGCGGCGGAGUUGGAGGGAAGGAGGUCCUUAAGGGAGGUGUAGGAGGAGGAGGAGUUGAGAGAGACGAGCUCGUAGUCGAGGGGUGCAGCUGUGCUUGUGCCGUUGGGGAGACUGGUGGUGUGGAGGGUGAGCGUGUUUGGGAUCACCCCGGAAGUCACGCUUAAGCUCCGGCGGCGGAGAUUUGACGGCGUUGGCGGCUCUAGUUCGUCCAUAGUGACUUGCGUGUUUUCUGUGAUUUGUCUGUGAAUGAAUGUAAUUAUUGGCGUGUAUAUUGUCCGUA